Molecule: messenger RNA, 939 nt
Organism: Spirometra erinaceieuropaei
Lineage: Eukaryota; Metazoa; Platyhelminthes; Cestoda; Diphyllobothriidea; Diphyllobothriidae
Source: the annotation of a GenBank genome assembly
AUGCGGAUUCGCCUACAGCAUCGCAGGAGACCUCAAUGUAAGCGACUCCCGGGUAAGCUGAAUAAUGCCCCGCUGUCUCUGCCUGAUCAACAUCUCCAUUUCAGCAACGAACUGGCCCAACGGCUAGACAACUUACAAGUCACUGAUGUCGCCAUUGCCGUCGCUGCCGCUGACGAGAACGCCUCCGUGGAGAUCCGAUAGUCUCAACUGCGGGAUGCAGUCCAGGAGACAGUCCUGGUUGUCCUUGCUCGCACAGAUCGUCAGCGCCAGGACUGGUUUGAUGACAACGAUGUCGCCACCAACAACCUGCUCGCCGUGAAGAACCGCCUGCACCAAGCCUACGUCCACUGCUCCCCUGGCGACAACAAAGCUGAUUUCUACCGUAGUCGCCGCCUUGUGCAACAGCGGUUCCGUGAGAUGCAGGGCACGUGGACGGCUCACAAGGAGAAGGACAUUCAAGCGUACGCGGACCGCAACGAAAGGAAGAACAUCUUCGCAAUAAAAACUUUCUACGGUUCGACAACCAAAAGUACUACAUCCCUUCUCAGCGCCGACGGCAGUACCCUUCUUACCAUGAAGGUACAAAUUCUACAGCAAUGGGCCGAGCACUUCUGGGGCAGCCUCAACCGUCCAUCCACCAUCUCCUAUGUCGCUAGCGCCUGUCUGCCGCAAGUGGAGAACAACGCUUACCUCGACCUCCCGUCAACCCUCCACGAUACCAUCAGGGCCGUGCAGCAGCACUCCAGCGGGAAAGCACCCAGAUCGGAUGCGACCCCUGCUGAGAUCUACAACCACGGGGGCUCCCAACUUAUGAAUCAUCUGCCGGCGCUCUUACAGGAGAUGUGGCGUCAAGGAGAAGUCUCGCAGGAUUUCAAGGAUGCUGCACUCGUGCAUCUAUACAAACAGAAAGGAAACCGUCAAAUCUGCAACGACCAUUGA